Phytophthora infestans T30-4 is the source of this 1656-nucleotide messenger RNA. RefSeq lists its product as uncharacterized. NCBI's taxonomy places the organism in Eukaryota, Oomycota, Peronosporomycetes, Peronosporales, Peronosporaceae. Bases 168 to 1172 code for a protein of 334 amino acids. The record is from RefSeq and is a predicted model, not a curated record. The transcript is spliced from 3 exons.
CGCAGUAACGGCUUGUCGAGACAGGAGAAUCUCGCCGUAUUCGAGCGGCAGCAUUGAGUGCAAUACUAGCUACGUAAGCAUAGCGGCAUCUGGUGGAUUGUUUGCCCUCAAUCGAGUCAAGGGAGAGAGAAGCGGGUGUAUAAAGACAAAAAAGGGAGGAGACGACCAUGCCGAUUCAAGUACAAACCGACAUACUUGGCAGAGAGUACCUGGCGCGCAAACCCGUACACCGAGAGGAUCCUGUUCUGCCUCGCAGCCGGGCUAUGAAGCCUGUAGCCCACCCCAAACGCAAACCUCUCGUGAAAAGCCGAUUGGCAAUGGUGUCCAAGAGCGAACGCGCCAAGAAACCGCGCCGCCUUCCGAGCGACGAGACUGUCUUCUAUUCGAAUAUCUGGACUCCACCUGAUGUGCCCCCUACAAAGAUGUCUUCGCAACUCGUGGACAUUAGUCAAGUUGCUCAUGUGUUGACGACGAUUGACUACAAGAGUGGCUACGAAGGCUCAACCAAAACAGAGGUCUUCAAUAUUUGGGCGUCGCCCGACAAGACCCAACAGAGUGCCAGCAACCUAUCGACACCCAUUUCCGAGCACAGCAGCGAGGAAGGUUCGUCUGUGGUCACACCGUCCACCAUCCUGAGCCUCGGUCCAUUGCGAAUGGAUGCCGAUACACUCCGACGAGAACUGUCGCUGGAUGAUUUUGCUAAUGUAUUGAGUACUCCAGUCUCCGGACCGGUCAGGAAAGGUGAAAAGGUGGUGUUCUCAAACGUGUUGACGCGCAACGACGAAGUGGACAUGAGCUGGAACUCGCAGUUUUUGCUAGGACUGCACGAGCCUGUCCGUCAUGCUUUAUACGUAAUCGAUCGCUUCUUGGAGCGCAGUCGUGACCAGCAAUCGCCCAUGAAUAUGAAUGUGCGCGAGUUUUUCGGUUGGUUCAAGCUGCACUUCGUCGAGUUCGUACGAAACCAGCACGAGGUCAAGUCGACGGUGCUCCUCCCGCUUGUCGUCAUCAAGUUCGUCGAAAAACGCGAUAUUGUUGCGUUGUAUCAAGCCAUUUACGCACUGAUGGAUGUGAUUAUUGCUCAGGAAGACGACUUGGUAUUCUCCGCUGCGUCGUCCGCAGAUUCGUGGCAAACUCGGCUGGGCAUGCUGCAAGGACGAUAUCCGUCGACUUAAUCAUCUACUCUUUAACGUGCUAUCACUAGAAGAAGAGGCCUUCAAGCCCAGCUAUCGAGCUCGCAUUUUCAGAGAAGGCCUUUCAGCGAUAUGUCAUGCCACGGAUCUUCCGUGCGACCAAGCCGAAGCGUGUAAUGGUACCAUGGAUCGUUGAGCGGAGUCGCGUCUGGGGAGGUGUCAAGGUAGCCAAAGCGUACAAAGGAGACCUGUCAUUUACUGCUCGGUUCCUGUACGACCAUGUGUGGCACCCCUAUUUCGAAACUAAUAUCGCCUCUGCAAUGAAGCACUUGGACAACGAUACGAAAGGCGUGACUGCGAAAGACUCUGAUGAGUCGUGGUUUGGCUGCUCAGUCAUGUAAAACCAUUAAAUGUUGCAGCUUAAGCAGGCUCCAGUUUGCACCGCUCUAUAGAUUAUCUUCCAAGUAUUCAGGUAGAUGCUGCGGCUGGGAAGUAGGCAGGAGCUGGAUAAAAAGCUUUUAUUGAC